This is a messenger RNA of Mustela lutreola (European mink), 3581 nucleotides long. It is a transcript of the gene AGTR1, whose product is annotated as angiotensin II receptor type 1. Gene Ontology annotation, biological process: regulation of vasoconstriction; immune response; G protein-coupled receptor signaling pathway. The record is from RefSeq and is a predicted model, not a curated record. The transcript is spliced from 3 exons. NCBI's taxonomy places the organism in Eukaryota, Metazoa, Chordata, Mammalia, Carnivora, Mustelidae. Gene Ontology annotation, molecular function: angiotensin type II receptor activity. Gene Ontology annotation, cellular component: membrane. Bases 433 to 1512 code for a protein of 359 amino acids.
GGAGGAGAGAAUGCAAAACAGUGCCUCGUCCCUGGAACCUCCUGAGCAGCAACGCCCCUCGCUAUAAAUUCAGAACUGCCUCAUCGAGGAUGAUUCCAGCGCCUGUCAGCCAGGGCCCCAGGCAGUGGUGACAGGCAAGGGCUAGCAGCUCUGCCGUGCUAGGGCGGUGAUUGAUGGGGAGCAGUCCAAGCGAACCCCACGAGUGAGGUCGCACCCCCGGGACGCGGAAGCGGCGGGCGGAAGCCCCGCAACAGCGCUGCCAGCUCGCGGUCCGGCGUGGGCUCAGUGCCCUAGGCGCGGGUUGAAUAUAUGAUAAAUUGGUCUAAAAUGGCUGAGCUUUCAUCUGACUAGACGUAGAAGCCAUCCCAGAAGUUCUGAUCCAGGUGCAUCUGGCCUAGUGUCUAAGACUAAUUAAUAACCCAAGAGAUCAAAAUGAUUCUCAACUCUUCCACUGAAGAUGGUAUUAAAAGAAUACAAGAUGACUGUCCCAAAGCUGGAAGGCACAAUUACAUAUUUGUCAUGAUCCCUACUUUAUACAGUAUCAUCUUUGUGGUUGGAAUAUUUGGAAACAGCUUGGUAGUGAUUGUCAUUUACUUUUACAUGAAACUGAAGACUGUGGCCAGUGUUUUUCUUCUGAAUUUAGCAUUGGCUGAUUUAUGCUUUUUACUGACCUUGCCAUUGUGGGCUGUCUACACUGCUAUGGAAUACCGCUGGCCCUUUGGCAAUUACCUAUGUAAGAUUGCUUCAGCCAGUGUCAGUUUCAACCUCUAUGCCAGUGUGUUUCUACUUACAUGUCUAAGCAUUGAUCGUUACCUAGCUAUUGUUCACCCAAUGAAGUCCCGCCUUCGGCGCACAAUGCUUAUGGCCAAAGUCACCUGCAUCAUUAUCUGGCUGCUGGCUGGCUUGGCCAGUUUGCCAACUAUAAUCCACCGAAACGUAUUUUUCAUCGAGAAUACCAAUAUCACAGUUUGUGCUUUCCAUUAUGAAUCCCAAAAUUCAACCCUCCCCAUUGGACUGGGCCUAACCAAGAAUAUACUGGGUUUCUUGUUUCCUUUUCUGAUCAUUCUUACAAGUUACACUCUUAUUUGGAAGACGCUAAAGAGGGCUUAUGAGAUUCAGAAGAACAAGCCAAGAAAUGAUGAUAUUUUCAAAAUAAUUAUGGCAAUUGUGCUUUUCUUUUUCUUUUCCUGGGUUCCCCACCAAAUAUUCACUUUUCUGGAUGUAUUGAUCCAGCUGGGCAUCAUACAUGACUGUAAAAUUGCAGAUAUUGUUGACACCGCCAUGCCUAUCACAAUUUGCAUAGCUUAUUUUAACAACUGCCUGAACCCUCUGUUUUACGGCUUUCUGGGGAAGAAAUUUAAAAAAUAUUUUCUCCAGCUUCUGAAAUAUAUCCCCCCAAAGGCCAAAUCCCACUCAAGCCUAUCAACAAAAAUGAGCACACUCUCCUACCGCCCCUCAGAUCAUGGAAAUGCAUCCACCAAGAAGUCUGCCUCAUGUGUUGAAGUUGAGUGACACACUUGAAACCUGUCAGUGAAGUAAUCUUGUGAAAGAAGGAGCAAGAAAAACAUUCCUCUACAGCACUUCACUACCAAAUGAACAUUAGCUACUUCUCAGAAUUUAAGAAGAAAAAGGUUUUAUGGUCUCAACGAACCAUUCCAAAGCUCUGAACAAAAGCUUUUCUUUCCCUGUGCAGCAAAACAAAGCAAAGCCAGAUUUUGCAUUAGAUAGAUGAGGGCCACUCAAAGAAUGAUGUCCGAAACUGGAUGAAUGUGUUGAUUGGAAAAAUUUUACUGGCAGAAAUGCCAUCUCCCCAGUCUCCUUUUUCUGCUAUUUUUCAUUUCCACAUAAAGGUAUUUGGAAUAUGUUAAACCCUGAGAGGGGAAACGGGAUCAGAGCUCAAGACGGCUCUGCCCAAUUUCCAAAGGGCAGUAAAGCUUUUGUUCCUAUUUACCUAUUAGCAACUCUGACCCACUUGUACCUGCUACUGCACAUUUUGUACAUAGACCUGCUAAGCAGUAAUCGUCAAGUUUCAGAAACUUUUGUGAAAUUCAACUAAUGUCAUUGAUUCACACUGCCAAAAUAUGCCAGCUAAUAGGUUUAUUUGUAUAUAGAUACUAAAAAGUGAGAUAUAACCCAAGUAGUAGUGUCUUCCUAGUCAUAUCAGUUUUGUUUCAUAUCUGAGAAGUAUAUAAAUUUGUGGUAAAAAGAUUAUAUAUCAUAAAGUAUGCCUUACAUUUAGAAAAAAUAUAUGUUAUAUCUGUAUAACCAUAUCUCUAAACUGUUGUUACUUGAUUAAAAUCUGGCAAACAUAUUUACAUUAAAAUAAUUUUAUUGUAAUGUAUUUAAUCUUCAUUACUUAUAAUGGAUACUGAUUUAUUUUUAAAAUAUAACUACGAACACAUUUCCAUUUAAACUUUAAUACAACUUUAAUAUAAUAGUUUAAUGCUAUUGCUUAUAGAUUCUAUAUUCUGCCAUUGUAAAGGAAAAUAUUACAUUUUAUUCCAUCUUAGUCCAGCAUAUAAUACACCCUUUUGAGUUUUUCAAAGUUUUUCAUGCAACAAAGGAAAAAAAAACUCAUUUCUUUUAACACUAAAAUAAAACAUUAUUUUAUACAUAAUUUUUUUAAUAAUAGGACUUUCCUAAUUACACAUGUGAUCAUUGUAGGACACAAAGAUGUAGGAAAGCAUAAAAAUAAGUUUUAUUUAGUUCUCCUGCUUAAAAAUUGCCAUUUUAAACAUUUGGGUACAUUUUCUUCUACUUUUUUUGUAUUCAUUAUACAUACAUACAUACAUAUACAAAUCAUGAUAUUUGAGUCAGAAUAUGUAUAGUACUUUGUAUACAGAUUUUUCACUUAAUGUAAUAGCUUGUUAGCUUGCUACACCAUUAAAUAUUUUUCUAAAACAUUUUAGUAAUUGAAUAACAUUACAAAAUACAAAUACAUUCUGAUAGAGUUAGCUAAUCCUGAAACUGGGACAGUUAGCUUUUUUUGAUUUUUCAGUAUAAUAAAUUGCACUGUGAUAAAUGUUCAAGUACUGAAUCUGAUAAAUUUCUCAAUGCAGUUCUAGAAAUGGUACAACUGAGCAUACAGAUAAAAAUAUUUUUAAUACUCUUAAUAUGUAUUACCAAAUAUUUUCCAGAAAACUUAGAACAAUUUCUAAUACUACCAACUAUGUAUGAACAUAUCUCACCACAGUCCCAGCAGCAUGGAAUAUUUACUAGAUUUAAACAAAAAGGAAAUUUUACUGUAAUCCAGGUACAGCAUGCAAGAACUGGGAUGCACAUGCCCUAAAGAAAGUACUGUAGUAUUUCUGCGCCCCUUAGGCAGUUGCCUCAUUUUUCUCCCUAGAGGAUUCACUGGCUUGGAAGUCCACAUGGAGCAGGCUGAUGUGAUCAUCUGACUCAAUCAACAGUGGUAAAAGAUGGAGGUGAUGUAUGAAAUAGUCAAUGGAAGCUAUGGAGCGGGCAUUCAGAGAGCUGUUGGUGGGCUGGACAGAAUCUCCACAAAGCAGCCUAUUACACUCACAUUCCCAAGGAUACAGAAUUUAUUUGAUAAUAAAUGUGGUUACAUAUGUCUUAUAUUA